AUGCAGUCAUCCUGGACGUGGAGUGCAGAGCAUGACGACUACUACUUUCUCGUGUACGAUACAGCUGGACAACCGAACUACAUUUGGGCAAAACAGCGAACAGCCGGUUCCGCUUGUUGCACCCAAGAGAGCUUCAGCGAAAUUCAAACAGUAGUCGACCCUGGGAACUCGACAGACCUCGAUCCAAAACCAGCUGAUAGUGGUGAGGAUAGAAUGGUACGCCGAUGCUCGUAUAUGCUGAUCAGAUACCGCGUAGUGCCUUUUGAGGUUCGACAACGGCAACCAAACUUCAUCGCGGGGAAUCCAGAAGCAGGCUGGUAUGAUGCACUAGAUUCUUCGUAUCGUAUGCGGACUGGGAAAGAAUCUCGAGAGUUCUUCAAAUUGGGCAGGGUCUUUUCGAUGUUGUACACCGAAACAGCAUCUGGAACCGAAAGACUUGACCCAAACGAUGACGCAUUCACUAUUGUUCGCUUUGGAUCCAUGGCGCAUACCCAGAUCAGAAGGUUUGUAGUCGUCAAUGUUCGAAGGAACUUCGUGCACGCUUGGAACCAGGGAACAUUUAAAAGAGGCUGCGAUCCAAGUGAGCAUGCUCUUGUCUACAAUCAAGGUGUAGACCCUGCAACAUGCUACUUUGUCGGCGAAGUUGAACGAGGACUAACUAAAGAGCCAAUUCAGGUUGUUGCAGCAGAUUCUACAACCUUUUUAACCAGGGAAUCGCGUAUCCGCUUUGGUAAAAUCUACUCAAUUGAGUGGAACGUUAGAGUGAAAGACAUUGGAAGAGUAGUCGAUGAAGACUUGUCGACACUAGUUGCACAUCACAAUGCAGAGACUUUGAAGUGGGAUGCAGGGUUCUAG
Messenger RNA from Boeremia exigua, 855 nucleotides. RefSeq lists its product as uncharacterized. The coding region runs from base 1 to 855 and encodes 284 amino acids. The transcript has 4 exons. The record is from RefSeq and is a predicted model, not a curated record. NCBI's taxonomy places the organism in Eukaryota, Fungi, Ascomycota, Dothideomycetes, Pleosporales, Didymellaceae.